CCUAGCUAGUAUACCAUCGCGCGCCACGCAGAGCGGCGGCUGCACAGCUGACUAGGGCGAUCAUUUGCCACCGGUGAGGGACGAAACACGCCACCGCAGCAGGCCACUCGUGUUUAGUUUCCGGAGCCCCCUGCUCCAAGUGGCGAGCGCGAAAAAGAAAGCCGGUUUGUGAGGUUCUCUUGACUGCAACAGCCUGCUUCGUAUAGAAGAGUCGGCGCGCAGGAAACACUGCGGGCUUGGGAAAGCAGAGGAGGACGACUGCCUUCAGUCAUUUUGCUGUUUGCAACGCCGCGUACUUCCACCAUGCAGUACUCUGCGCUCACCGAGGCCAACUUCCAUUACCCGCAACUCCACAUAGAGGACGACCCCAAGAAGCAGGCGACGGUGGAGAACAUCGUAAACCCUCUCGUGCUCAACGUGCACACCAUCAGCAAGAUCCGGGACGUGUUCAAAAACGAGAUCGAGCUGGGCUUGAUGAAGAAUCCGCGCCGACCGUCCUCUCUGCAGAUGGAGAACACCUACCUACCCGAGCUUCCCGAUGGCACGGAGAAGGGUGAGUUCCUUGCCUUGGACUUGGGCGGCACCAAUUUCCGCGUCCUGCAUCUGCAACUCGAUCCGGAAGGUGAGAAGCAGUUUCACGUCAAAUACUACUCAGUUCCAGAACCUAUAAGACUCGGACAUGGCGAAAAGUUGUUCGACUUCUUAGCCGACUGCAUUCACGACUUCAUGGAGACCAAUAGCUUGAUGGGAAAGCGAAUGCCCUUGGGCUUCUGCUUCUCGUUUCCCAUGGUGCAGAAGGCGCUGAACGUGGGUAUUCUGGUCACUUGGACCAAGAGCUUCAACUGCAGCGGAGUGGUUGGCCAAGACGCUGUACAGAUGCUCAAAGACGCCAUCGACCGGCGAGGCGACAUGGACAUCGAUAUCGUAGCUGUCGUCAAUGACACGACAGGUACCCUAGUCAAGGGAGCUUACCUGGAUCACGAGUGUGCCAUCGGUCUCAUCUUGGGAACCGGGAGCAACGCCUGCUACCUCGAGAAGAUCGAGAACAUCGAGAAGUGGGAAGGCGACAAAACGGGUGUCCGCGAAGUGGUCAUCGAUGUUGAGUGGGGUGCCUUCGGCGACAACGGUGUGCUUAACUUUAUCAAGACAGAUUUCGACCGGAACGUCGACGAUAACUCGCUGCUGGUCAACUCGUUCACUUUCGAGAAGCUCUUCUCGGGCAAAUUCCUUGGCGAGUUGGUACGACAUGUUCUGGUCAAGCUCAUUCGAGAACGAGCCCUCUUUGAUGGCAGGGCUUCCGAGACAAUCCUUACGAAGGGUACGUUCACGACAGCAGACGUCUCGGGACUUGAAGGAGAUGACGGUGAGGGUCGGGCACGCGAAAUUUUAGCCAGAAUUGGCUACAUACGGGUAACCGACGAUGAUAUCGCCGUGGUGCGCUACGUCUGCGGCGUAGCUUCGGCAAGGGCGGCGCUCCUUGUGUCUAUCUGCCUAGCGGAGCUACUGAACCGCAUGCAGAAGCCGACAGUGACAGUAGCUAUUGACGGUUCGCUCUACAAGCACCACCCAAGAUUUCACCGACUCAUGACCGAAUUCAUCACAGUGCUGGCGCCAGAACGACCUUUCAAGCUGAUGCUUGCAGAAGACGGUAGCGGAAAAGGAGCAGGUCUGGUAGCUGCUGUGGCUGAUAGGCUGCGGCGUGCGAAGCAAAAUGGCUACCUUGAGUGAUGGCAGUGCAUCGAUGAUUGUUCGGCGCGAUGUGUGUGAAAAAUGCAACGAAGGUUAUACACAUGUGCAGGAAGUGUACAGUACCGUUUGUAAAUAUAGCGCAGUGUCCUUUAUUGUGUCGUUUAUGCGUCGUCUGUUCAUACCGGGAAACGUUUGUGUUGUUUGCUAAGCUCAGAAAACUUGUAGUACCUUUGUACUUUAUUGUUGAAGACACCACACGUUAAUGUACAACAUCAAGGCAUCACAUUCACACUGAAUACUACAUUCUAUCGUGCAGUCGUGCAUGUGAUAUGUGUUUUAUACUCUAAUACAUUUUGCCUAAAGCUUUUGUUCUCGAGUGAUGUUUGGUUAAGUGGCUACUGAUGAAACUUUAGAAACAUUGAAAACCAGAUGAAGAAAAUUGUAGAUUAUGUGGGAUAUUGUUAGGAACUUAAGAAUAUAGGCUUAAGGGUUGCAAUAUAUUCUAAGGAUAGCAGUGGUUUCAGGAUAUGCACCGUCAAAGUUGCAGUAAAGAUGCACUGUUGUUCCACUUACUUUUUAACAAAACUGUUUUACGCAUAGAAGCACAAAAUACCUGGAACGCCAAUGUAUUUCGUCGGACACUUUCAAAAUUAAUAUCUCGAAACUGGUGGUGCCCUAACAAUUGGUUUCAUUUGCGAACUCACCAGUUACACGUCAUGCAUUGAAAGAUGUGCCGUAGAGUAAUUAUUUCAAAUCUUAAUUAGCGUAGCUAUAGUAUUUAUUCAAGCAGGUAUUUUAAUUACUCGUAGAAGUAAUGUCCGCCUCAUCGAGUAAUUUAAAUUCAGAGUUACAAUUGUGCAUACCGCAACAGGCGAUUUCUUUAGUUGCCCCAGGCAGCUAAAGAAAGCACCUUGUAGACAAGGGGGAAAAAACGACCUGUAGGCGUCAAUGUGCGUACGUAAAUAUGUUUAGUACAGCCCUCUCCGCAGUUAUUGAGUUCUAGAACAAUGUACUUUCAUGGCGCAUUAUUAGGAGGAAUUUCACUCCUUAUUAAUCUGUAAUUGCACGCAGUAUUCCACUUAAACAGCCGAGGUACAAUGUGAGCUGGACAGGACGCUCGUACUGUGCGCGUUUCCUUGUGCUAUAUGUGUUUUUACUCGAGCAGUCAAUAAUGUAAACAGAAAUAGACGAAAUGUCCCACCAAGACGACCUAGACAAAGAUACGUCUCGGCUCAGUCACCGUUUGCCUGCUAGAAAGAAUAUUCAAAGGAAACACUGCAUAAUACAUCAAAGGGACCCAGUUAAUUAUGACUUCAGUAUUUCACCAGAUAACUGAGCUGGGAUAAAGUAAUUUUUUU
Molecule: messenger RNA, 3047 nt
Organism: Dermacentor silvarum
Lineage: Eukaryota; Metazoa; Arthropoda; Arachnida; Ixodida; Ixodidae
Product: hexokinase-1
Exons: 1
Coding region: 304-1728 (474 amino acids)
Biological process (GO): intracellular glucose homeostasis; glycolytic process; glucose 6-phosphate metabolic process
Cellular component (GO): mitochondrion; cytosol
Molecular function (GO): mannokinase activity; glucokinase activity; ATP binding
Source: RefSeq, a predicted model, not a curated record